Cervus elaphus (red deer) is the source of this 4150-nucleotide messenger RNA. RefSeq names its product endothelin receptor type A (gene EDNRA). The record is from RefSeq and is a predicted model, not a curated record. The transcript is spliced from 8 exons. Gene Ontology annotation, molecular function: endothelin receptor activity. Gene Ontology annotation, biological process: enteric nervous system development; G protein-coupled receptor signaling pathway; vasoconstriction. Gene Ontology annotation, cellular component: membrane. Lineage: Eukaryota; Metazoa; Chordata; Mammalia; Artiodactyla; Cervidae. The coding region runs from base 482 to 1765 and encodes 427 amino acids.
UGCAUCCCUGGAGGGCGGGAAGGCUGGGACAUUCUCGCCGCCCUAGAUGGAGUAGAAGAUCUGGGAGCUUUGCGAGGAGAAGGCGAGGACAGGAGCGAGGCGCGUUCCUUCGGAGUUUUCUUUUUCUUGCGAACCCUCGCGCACGCACACAGCCAGCCCUUUGGGCUGGCGAUUGCGGACAGGAGGUGGAGAAGCUUCAUCCCCCAGGUGGCUGAAGCCUGGCGGCUUGGGGAGGACCUCCCCAGAGAAGCCGUGCCCAGGAAGUUUUCCGAAGCUGAGGCAACGGUGCAGCCGGGGCCGCCGCCGCGCCGGAUCCCGGGACACUCGCCAUUCACCCUCGCCGGCUCGGCUUCAACUCGCCCGGGCGCCGCACGCGGACCGGGCAGCCGUCUGAGCCCGCGGAGCUCCACGGUGGAGAAAGAAAAAAAAAAAAAGUGUCAAAUCAACAGAUUAAGUGACAUUUCCUGAAAUUUGCAUCAAGAUGGAAACCUUUUGGCUCAGGGUGUCCUUCUGGGUGGCGCUGGUUGGAGGUGUCAUCAGUGAUAACCCUGAAAGCUACAGCACAAACCUAAGCAUCCACGUGGACAGUGUCACCGCUUUCCGUGGGACAGAACUCAGCUUCGUGGUUACCACUCAUCAACCCACGAAUUUGGCCCUCCCCAGCAAUGGCUCAAUGCACAACUAUUGCCCACAACAGACUAAGAUUACUUCAGCUUUCAAAUACAUUAACACUGUGAUAUCAUGUACUAUUUUCAUCGUGGGAAUGGUGGGAAAUGCAACCCUGCUCAGGAUCAUUUACCAGAACAAGUGCAUGAGGAAUGGCCCCAACGCGCUGAUAGCCAGCCUUGCCCUUGGAGACCUUAUCUAUGUGGUCAUUGAUCUCCCUAUCAAUGUAUUUAAGCUGCUGGCUGGGCGCUGGCCUUUUGAACAAAAUGACUUUGGCGUUUUCCUCUGCAAGCUGUUCCCCUUUUUGCAGAAGUCCUCAGUGGGGAUCACCGUCCUUAAUCUCUGCGCUCUAAGCGUUGACAGAUACAGAGCAGUUGCCUCCUGGAGUCGUGUUCAGGGAAUUGGGAUUCCCUUGGUCACAGCCAUUGAGAUUGUCUCCAUCUGGAUCCUUUCUUUUAUCUUGGCCAUCCCUGAAGCCAUCGGCUUCGUCAUGGUACCUUUUGAAUACAAGGGUGCCCAGCACAGAACCUGUAUGCUCAAUGCCACGUCAAAAUUCAUGGAGUUCUAUCAAGAUGUUAAGGACUGGUGGCUGUUCGGGUUCUACUUCUGCAUGCCUCUGGUGUGCACGGCCAUCUUCUACACCCUCAUGACUUGUGAGAUGUUAAACCGAAGGAACGGCAGCCUGAGAAUUGCCCUCAGUGAGCAUCUCAAACAGCGUCGAGAAGUGGCAAAAACAGUUUUCUGCUUGGUUGUAAUUUUUGCUCUGUGCUGGUUCCCUCUCCAUUUAAGCCGCAUUUUGAAGAAAACUGUGUAUGAUGAAAUGGACACGAACCGAUGUGAAUUACUUAGUUUCUUGCUGCUCAUGGAUUACAUCGGUAUUAACUUGGCAACCAUGAAUUCGUGUAUCAACCCAAUAGCUCUAUAUUUUGUGAGCAAGAAGUUUAAAAAUUGUUUCCAGUCUUGCCUCUGCUGCUGCUGUUACCAGUCCAAGAGCCUGAUGACCUCGGUGCCCAUGAAUGGCACAAGCAUCCAGUGGAAGAACCAGGAGCAAAACAACCAUAACACAGAGAGGAGCAGCCACAAGGACAGUAUCAACUAAACUGGAGGAACAUUUAUCGGUGUACUUCAAGCCCUACUGGAGGAAAAAAUCAACACAGCAACUGUGUCUCCAGGAAUCUGUUCCAUCCUUCUCUCGUGACUCAGCCCCACCCCCUGGAAAAACAUUUCCCAAAACUUUGAAGGGCUGACUGGUUUAUACCCACGAAUUCAACGAAUCUUACUUCUUUGAUUUAUCUGAUUUACAUAUUCUGCAUGUUAUAUUCAGCCCUAAAAAAUGGUGGGAGUUGGCAGGGGGAAAGGAGAUUGUUCAGUUAAACCAGAAGGAUAUUUACUACCUUUGCAUGAAAAUAGAUUUUUCGAGUACAUGGCAAACUUUCAUGGUGGUUCUGUAGAAUGUUCAAUGAGAGCAGUCACCAUGAAAAAGUUACAGAGAUUGUAACAAGAUUUUCUAUUUUUUUUUUAAAGUAAUUUUGGUUUUUUGGCCAAACACAGUAUGGGUUUAUGUCUCCUUUGUUUGAAAUGUCAUUCAGUGCCAGUAUUUUUUAACUGCAUAGUAGCCUACAGAUGAUGAUCUGAGCUCAUUGACACAUAUUUUUGCCCCUAAAAACACAUAAAACAGAAUUCAGGUGAGAAAUAAUGUUAGUGUUUCUUAUGUCACUGGCUUAUUUUUUAAAACAUAAAUUCUUAAGCUGCAGGAGCUUACAGGACCUUAAAGCACAGACUGAUAUCCAUAUAUGGCAGUUUAAUAGCUGCUAUGCAAACUUUUUAAGAACCUAUAUUUUCUUUUUUAAUGGGGUUUCAUUAUAGGAGAUCUUGUGCCUAUUUUUCUGUCAGAUUGAAAAAUAAUGCUUGAAUCAAACAGUUCUAUUUUUCACAAGCCUAGUUUUUUAAUGGAAGCAUUUUAUGUAAAAAUCAAAAUACCAUUUACUAAAAUUUAAAUGUAUGUAUCAUUUAACUAUGCCAAAGACUUUCAGUGAAAUGCAUAGAAGUCCAGAACAAAGCAAGAAAAAAAGGAUUGUGUAUUUUUAGAAGAUUUGGAUAUUCUCAUUGAGGUUUAUUUUUGGUAAUAGUAACAUGUAUAUGUGUGUGUGCAAAUAUGCACGUAUGUAUCAUGUAUAUAUAUACAUGCAUAUACAUAUAUACAUGUAUGUAUAUAUUCCUUUGCUUGCUUUUAAAAUGUUAACUGACAGAUUAUUUUUGGUCAUUCCUUUUUCAUAUAGGAAUAUGGAAAACAUAAUUUCAAAGCGGCCAGCUGAGUUUAUCGUGUCAAUGAAAUAUAAUUACUCCCAGAUGCCACCAUGAACUUAAGGUUCUUCAUGUCCCUGGGUUUUCAGUAUGAAUCUAAAUGCUUUCCCUACCCACACUCCUCACAUGGUCACCAUUUCAAAAGGCCCACAGUGACUUCUGCUGGGCAUUUUCCACGAUGUUUACAGACUGUGAGUACAGCAGCAAAUCUUUUACUGUGUAUAUAAAUAUAUAUGUAUAUAAACAACCGUAAAUUUCUUUUAGCCAGUUUUUCUGUGAUCGUCUCUGUGGAAUGUAUCCGUGUGUGUGGUAUAUGCCUGAGGUCAGAUGGCAUGUAUGGAUUUCAUGUAAUCUAAUAUUAAUGCCUUGCAUUUGUGCCAAAGCACACACUCCAAAUGGAAUCUAGGUGGCUGUUCCUCAAAACAACCAACCUGUCGGUUUUAAUCUAUCCAUGUUCAUAAAUCUCAUGACCAUGUUACCAUUACAAAUGGAAUGUGAGAGGCCUCAUGAAAAAGGAUGAGCCAUGGGUUGACAAGGGAUUUUGGUUUUUUGGUUGCUGGUUAGUUGAAAAAAAGCAGUAUUUGGGGUUGUAUUUUUUCCUGUGCUGGAGCAAAAUUCAUUAAAGUCUGAAGUAUUAUAUUGUCCCAGUCCUCAACAUGGUGAUGAGACUGACAAGUGGGCAAAUGCUUCUAUCAGAUUUCACCAGAAAAAUGUCUGAUGAUAAAUUAGCUCAGCUGAUUCCUUGGGCUGUAUUUUAGAACAGUCAUGUAUAAAAUGAUAGCAGGUGCCAGCCAUCCAAUUGCAGGGCUCAUUUGUGUGUUAGCAGUCAAAUUCCAUUAGUCCAUGGGUGCAUCACAGGCAGUGAUAUAGCCCUAUAAUAUAAGCCGUAGGUUCACACCAUUUUGUUUAGACAGUGGUCUUUUUCUUUAAGAUGCUUUGUCUCCUGCAUAUCAAAAAUGCAUUUUACAAGUUCAGAAAGCCAUAGAUUUCUGAAUAACCACACGGGCUUCCAUGUGCAUUUUGUUUAUGGACCAGUAAGUGACUGUGGUUGAUAAGUAGGAAUAUUUCCAGUUUCUACGUUUAUCACAUCUUUCCAAGUAAAUCUGUAGAAAUGAGCCAGAAGCCAAGGGCCUGCAUUGGCAGUGGCCCGCAAGUACAAAAUAAACGUUUACAGAAGCCU